CAGAUAAACCUAAACAUGAACUCCACAGCGUAAGGUUUCGAAUUCCAUCAAACGUUGGAGCCACGAUUUAGGACUACAAGCUCUGCUGCUCUGGCACUCAGAGAGGGAACAGGUUUUUACCCUGAUUGAGGUAUCUAUGUCUUUACCUGAUUCCCCCCCUCUCUCUCUCUCUCAACAUUGGAUCCUCACUUUGUUUUGAGUUGAACAACCAUGAUUCUAAAUGGUUGCAUCGUAUCCCAAGGGCGUGCUCCUGUGAACAUUUGGCCAUGCAACGCUUCUCAGGUGGCUGCUAAGGUUGCUCUCUCAAACAUCCGGAGUUCUUGGGGAUGCAGUUUGCAAUGUAAAUCCUGGUCGCCAAGAGGAAUGACAUUCUCAAACAUGUCCGCUGCAUCAAGCCUACUUUUAAGUGGGGGUCAAAAUCUUAUAUUUCGUACAAUCCCUGUGUUACCCAGGUUGCGCAGGUCUUAUAUGGCCCCUCGAGCUUCGAAGGAUGUCCCAUCCAGCUUCCGUUAUCCCCCAAUGAUGAAAAAACCAAGAUGGUGGUGGAGAACGUUAGCAUGCAUCCCUUACCUCAUGCCUCUCCAUGAGACAUGGAUGUAUGCUGAGACAGCAUAUAAUCUUCACCCAUUUUUCGAAAUCUUUGAAUUCUAUACAUACCCUUUUCUUAUGGCAAUUGGGAGGCUUCCUAGCUGGUUCCUCAUGGCAUACUUUUUUGUUGCGUAUCUUGGAAUUGUGAGGAAAAAAGAAUGGCCUCAUUUCUUCAGGUUUCAUGUUGUGAUGGGAAUGUUAUUGGAGAUUGCCCUGCAGGUUAUAGGGACUGUGAGCCGUUGGAUGCCACUAUCACUCUACUGGGGUAAACUGGGAAUGCAUUUCUGGACUGCUGUAGCAUUUGGUUAUCUUUUUACUGUCUUGGAGUGCAUAAGGUGUGCUCUUGUGGGUAUGUAUGCUGAUGUCCCUUUUGUCUGUGACGCAGCAUAUAUCCAAAUACCAUAUGAUUAAGGAGGAAGAUGUAAGGAAGUUUACCUUUACUUGUCUUUUACUUUUUGUUGUAUCAGAGUUUUUGUUGAACAGAACUGAAGAAUGAGUAAUCUGUUUGAGAUUUCCCUUACGUACAUUUUGUGUAUUUGGAUUGAGUUUAUCUGUA
Gastrolobium bilobum is the source of this 1144-nucleotide messenger RNA. RefSeq names its product protein TIC 20, chloroplastic. The transcript has 3 exons. The coding region runs from base 211 to 999 and encodes 262 amino acids. The record is from RefSeq and is a predicted model, not a curated record. NCBI's taxonomy places the organism in Eukaryota, Viridiplantae, Streptophyta, Magnoliopsida, Fabales, Fabaceae.